Acytostelium subglobosum LB1 is the source of this 861-nucleotide messenger RNA. RefSeq lists its product as hypothetical. Bases 1 to 861 code for a protein of 286 amino acids. The record is from RefSeq and is a predicted model, not a curated record. NCBI's taxonomy places the organism in Eukaryota, Evosea, Eumycetozoa, Acytosteliales, Acytosteliaceae. The transcript has a single exon.
AUGGGAGUCGAUGCUCUCAAAGAUAUGUUGAGUAGUCGCUCAAAAUCAACAAGUGGUAACAAGAACGCUUUGGUUGAUAGACUGUUCAAGCUUAACAUCACACAUCAAGUUUACCACGAGAACGAGCAUUUGGUUCGUGUCAUUGAAUGGCUGAAGAGAGAGUACCCACUUCCUAAGGAGAAACAUUUGCAAUACCGUAAUGCCUCCACCAAUAACCAGCUUUACCAUGAAUCAUUCCACGAUUCAACACUCUCUGGAACAACCGAUAUAGUCAUUGUCCCAUCACACGCACCAACCACUGGAUUCUUGGCCUAUGAAGUCCUCUGCUUCGUCGAAUUGAAGACUCCUGAUGUCUCUAUUCAAGAUCAUUUGCCUCAAGCUCUCGUAGAGUGUCUCGUCAUCACUUUCAAAUCUAAUCAGAGUGUACUUGGCCUCUUGACAAAUGGAACCAAUGUUUGGAUACUUGUUUGGUCCAGUCGUCGUCCCCCAUUCUUUGUUGGCUAUUGCAUACUGAACAACGAACGAAACGCUCAUAGGGCCAUUUCACUCAGGCUCUCAUCUCCAGACAAUGUCAACAUCGCCCAAUUGCUUAUUGACAACAACGUUAUCGCAAGACCCUCUCGACUAUCUUUGCCAAGCAAAUUCGAUUUUCGCGAAGAUCCAGACCACGAACGAGAUGGACAGGAUGAUGACCAGCAUGAACCCAAACAAACCAAGAGACUCAGAAAGACUACCAGCACAGGUUCUGGACAUUCUGACAUUGCUGACUUGAGUGGACUUCCAAUCACCAAGGCUGAGCUGGAAUAUUUGGCUUGGCAGAAGCUGACCAGAGUCAUUGAACAAAUAAGAGUUGUGCAAUAA